GGCUUUCACAAUCCAACAUACCUUUUCAUCAAAUGGAAUGCACUUUCUCUCAUCAAUUCACCUCCUCUCAAAUGUCUUUCUCUUCUUUCUUCCUAUGGCUCCUCAUCUUCUCUGUCAUCUCAUCUUGUGUUAAUGCCUUCACCGGAACUUAUGGAGUAAACUAUGGCAGGAUAGCAGACAAUAUACCACCACCCGAAAGCGUGGUGACACUUCUAAAAGCUGCUAAGAUUAAAAACAUUCGAAUCUAUGAUGCAGAUCAUAGUGUCCUUAAGGCCUUCAAAGGCUCUGGAAUAGAGAUCAUAGUGGGACUUGGAAAUGAAUAUUUGAAAGAGAUAAGUAUAGGUGAGGAUCGCGCCAUGAAUUGGAUAAAAGAAAAUGUGCAGCCAUUCCUUCCUGGAACUCGAAUUCGUGGAAUCGCUGUGGGAAAUGAAAUUCUGGGGGCCACUGAAAUGGAACUGUGGGAGGUUCUACUGCCUGCGGUGAAGAAUGUUUACAGUGCCCUUUACAGGCUGGGAUUGCAUAAAACAGUUGAAGUCUCAAGCCCACAUUCAGAGGCUGUGUUUGCUAAUUCUUACCCCCCAUCUGCCUGCGUUUUCAAGGAAGAUGUGUUGCAAUUUAUGAAGCCCCUUUUACAGUUUUUUUCCCAGAUUGGUUCUCCAUUUUACAUCAAUGCAUAUCCAUUUCUAGCCUACAAGAACGAUCCUGAGCAUAUUGAUAUUAAAUAUGCUCUUUUCCAGUCAAAUGCUGGUAUUCAUGAUGCAAAGUCUAAUCUACAUUAUGAUAACAUGUUCGAUGCUCAGGUUGAUGCGGCUUAUUUUGCGUUGGAAAAGGCCGGAUUCGAGAAAAUGGAAGUAAUAGUUUCUGAAACUGGUUGGGCAUCCCAUGGGGAUGCAAAUGAGGCAGGUGCUACUGCAAAAAACGCAAGGACUUACAACAAAAAUCUGAGGAAAAAGCUAUCCAAAAAGAAGGGAACCCCCUAUAAACCAAAGAUUCCUGUGAGGGUUUACGUCUUUGCAUUGUUUAAUGAAAAUCUGAAGCCAGGGCCAACAUCAGAGAGGAACUUUGGAUUGUUUAAAGCUGAUGGGAGCAUUGCAUAUGAUAUUGGGUUCACCGGACUUUUUCCUGCUUCAGCAGCCUCAUCCCUCGUGCCUUUCCGGGGUAUGGGAACUCUAGAAUGCCUCGGAUCAUCGAUUUUCACUUGUAUGGCAACGCUCAUCCUGAUGUUACGGUUAUGAUUUAGUAAAAAGGGUUGUGUCCCAGUUCCAUUAAUUUGAUUAUGAAUCAGUUAAGGGGAAGACUGAAAUGUAUAGUUGUAUCAGACCAGUAUACGGCUAACUUAAAUCUUUUAUUCUUGCUGAUGGAUUAUUUUUUUCUAGUCAUCUUCAGCAAUGUAAGCACCAUAUUCUUGUAAAGCAAAAAUAAUAAGAAAAUCACCCUUCAAUUGAAUC
Messenger RNA from Mangifera indica (mango), 1448 nucleotides. Its product is annotated as glucan endo-1,3-beta-glucosidase 14. The record is from RefSeq and is a predicted model, not a curated record. Gene Ontology annotation, cellular component: plasma membrane. NCBI's taxonomy places the organism in Eukaryota, Viridiplantae, Streptophyta, Magnoliopsida, Sapindales, Anacardiaceae. Gene Ontology annotation, molecular function: hydrolase activity, hydrolyzing O-glycosyl compounds. The coding region runs from base 33 to 1235 and encodes 400 amino acids. Gene Ontology annotation, biological process: carbohydrate metabolic process. The transcript has 3 exons.